This is a messenger RNA of Contarinia nasturtii (swede midge), 2175 nucleotides long. RefSeq lists its product as uncharacterized. The coding region runs from base 162 to 1667 and encodes 501 amino acids. The transcript has 4 exons. Lineage: Eukaryota; Metazoa; Arthropoda; Insecta; Diptera; Cecidomyiidae. The record is from RefSeq and is a predicted model, not a curated record.
GAGGUGUGCACAAUAUAGCAAUUGGCACAUCGUUGGCAAAAAUGUCGUGGUGUCAACACAAUUUCAUGUGAGUCGUCAAUCAGUUAAGAACGAAGUCACGAAGGCAACGAAACCGUAAACACAAUUAUCAUUUGAUACGAAAAAGGAUAAAAUCAGUCAAUAUGGUAAAACGCGUCGAGUCACCGAAGACGAAAAGGAAGGGUGUUCGCGUCAAAAGUAUAAAAAAACUACCUUUGGUUACAUCGAACUUGUUGAUGGCUGAUGUAAACAAUGACUGUUUAAUGAGUGUAUUCGACUAUUUAGACAUCAUCAGUCUGAUGUCAGUGUGCAAAACCGGUGAACGAUACAAAAAUCUCAUCACAGACCAUGUGAUUCCAUUGAAAACCAUACGAUUUGGUGAACUAUCACCAACUAUUUCGAUUCAAAAGGUGUUCAAAUUGUUUGGCAAAUCGAUGACUCGAAUCGAGUUCGCGGCAAAUGACAUUCAAUGGGUACGUCCCGGCUGUUCACCGCUGGCUGAAUUCUUGCACUUGAUCAAGGAAUAUUGUACGCCUGGAAAAUUACAACAAUUGAGCUUGGCCGGUUUUCAUAAUUGCAUUAUGUUCGUUGAACCAGCACUUUUAGACGCCGUACGACCGUUUUUUACCGAACUGCAAACAUUUCAAAUUUCUCAAUCGACUUGGCCACACGGCCCACAAUAUUUCGACGAUUUCAUGAAAUGGAUUCCAAAGCAAAAUCUCCGCGAAUUAAAUUUACACUGUAUGCAUAUCGUUGGCGAUUGGCUUUCUAAGGAAAACUUUCCCAAUUUGCAAAAUUUGCACAUAUGUAUGUUUCAAACCAACUGGUUUACGGCACACCCAUGGUUCACCGAAUCGAUCAAUCAUUUGAAGACAUACCUCGCUAGCAAACCGAUCGCUUUGACAAAUUUCGAAUACCUUGGUCACAAUCGUGAGACGGUUAUGGUUGAAUUGUCACGCUAUGUACCGAUGGUUCAGCGUAUUGGUGUGGUGGAAAAUACAAUGGUUGACAACAACAACAACAACUGGAACACGGUAGGCAUUCGGGAAAAAUGGAAGCACCUGAAUGCAUUCACCAACUUGAAGGAAUUUCGCUUGAAAUCAAGUGCGCCGAACUUCAACAAUUGCGGUGAAAUAUUUCGCAUUUUGGCCAAAUCGAAUACAAUCAAACACUUGGAAUUGUCGACUGGUGGCCCGAAACAGAGUAUAAUCGAUCCGAUCGAUGUUACGCAAUUGCGCCAGCUCAAAAAUGUGAAUUCACUUAGACUAGUGGAUUAUGAUGAAGCCAACUCACAGUUGAUGGAUCAAAUGGCUGAGCAUCUCACUGGAUUGAAGGAGUGCACUUUUGACGUUGGUCCGAAAAAAAACAAGAUCCGAUCAAGUUCGAUGAAACAAGCUCCGAUCGUCUCUUUGACUAAAAAGGCUCGAAACUUACGCUGUUUGAAUAUCGACUGUAAGGUAACGUCAUUUUCGGCAGCAUUCUAUAAGAGAUUGGUGAAAAUUCGAAAGGAAAUCAAUCCGGAUGAGCCGUUGACUAUUUGUAUCGAUGGAGGAAUUGUCGAAAAAUGUUUUGAAGACCUGUCGAUGCGAACGUACAAGCCAGCCAUCAUCACACUCAAAUCAAAGGCCAAAACUGAUCAGUCGCCAUAAUCCUUUCAAUUGUAUUGAUUUCAUCAUUGAUCAAAUUGUAUAUUUUGGUUUUGUUAUUUUGAUUCGAUGUCGCAAGAUUACCUAACCAUAUAAAACAAUCAUUUAUGUUCUGUACGUUUACAAAUGAAUUCAUUUUGUUCACAUGUUAUUGUUAUCCAAUUGUUUAGAACAAAUUUCAUGUUUUUUCUUUUUUCUUUUUAUAUAUUUAUUUUCGUCAUUAAAUUGUAGAUCAAUCAAAAAUCAAAAUUUGUUUCUAAGAAACGAUCUCAUGAGAUAUUUUUUUCUAAAAAUUGAUCAAAAUCGUCAUAGAAAAUGGGUGGAACCACCGAGGGAAAAAAAAAAUUCGAAAAUAUUGAAACAUACAGGAAACAUAAAUAUAUAGGAAACGACUUUUGAAUAUUUAUAUAUUGAUAUUAAAAAUAUUAAACGAUCCAAAUUGAAAAAUGUACCUCUGCCUCAUUGUAAAUGAGAUUUAAUAAAAGCGAAAACUUGAAGACAAAAAUAUUGU